UUGAUCGCCUAAGUCUACUAGGAACACCAAUAAGCGAAAGGAUGGCAGUCUCUAUCUUGCUCAAUUCACUACACAGUGGGUUUGGUCGCUUCAAGCAACUAUACCUAAGUGAACCAAGAGAAGAAACAGUUGCAGAAUUUGUUCACCUUGUCAGAAAGGCUGAGAUAAUACUGGACUGUGAAGCCAAAGAUUUACUCAAGGCUAGAGGGAGACCGUUCAAGAAAAGUGGAAAGUCCAAGGGCAAUGCUAAAUCAAAGCAGGACAAGUCCACAUCAAGCUGUCUUUAUUGUAAUGGAAUAGGCCAUUACAAAAGAGAAUGUUCAAAGCUAAAGGAAGAUCAGAAGAACGGAACAGUCGUUCCAUCUUCAGGGACUAAGAAGAAGUAGAAAGUUAAGCAAGGGUGAAGUCGACCUACGAGUGGGAAAUGGAGCACGGAUUGCUGCAUUAGCUGUAGGAACUUAUUAUUUGUCGUUGCCCUCCG
Spinacia oleracea (spinach) is the source of this 481-nucleotide messenger RNA. RefSeq lists its product as uncharacterized. Lineage: Eukaryota; Viridiplantae; Streptophyta; Magnoliopsida; Caryophyllales; Amaranthaceae. Gene Ontology annotation, molecular function: zinc ion binding; nucleic acid binding. The transcript is spliced from 2 exons. The record is from RefSeq and is a predicted model, not a curated record. Bases 42 to 386 code for a protein of 114 amino acids.